AUGGUCUCGUUCAAAUUGAUCCUCAAUGCUUUGGCAGCCUCUGCCGCUGUUGUCAUCGCUGCCCCCGUGGAAGAGUCUUCUGGCUCGGUUCUAGUGGCUCGGGAUCAGGUCACCAUCUUCAUGUGUGAGGAUACCCGCUACAGGGGCCUCUGCCGGGACGACGUAAUCCAGACUGGAUCAUGCUACAAUGCACCGUCUGAAUUCAUCGACCGCAUCAGCUCAAUUCGUAACAACGACCGAGAGUCUACCACUUGCACCUGGUACCGCGAGCGCGACUGCCGUGGUGACACCUAUCGCAAUCAGGAAGAUAGGGAUCUAGGAGACGGCAACGGCCGCUUCAACGACGCCAUCCGCAGCUACGAGUGCAACAGGAAGUAA
Molecule: messenger RNA, 378 nt
Organism: Colletotrichum truncatum
Lineage: Eukaryota; Fungi; Ascomycota; Sordariomycetes; Glomerellales; Glomerellaceae
Source: RefSeq, a predicted model, not a curated record